AUGAUCAUCAUCAAGCACAGCAGCAGCAGCAGUAGCAGCAACAGCAAGAAGAAUGCAGCAGCAGCAGCAAAAAGAAUGCAGCAGCAGCAUCAGCAGCAGCAGCAUCAGCAGCAGCAGCAGCAGCACGAAGAACGCAGCAGCAGCACGAAAACAGCAGGAGCAGCAGCAGGAGGAGCAGCAGCAGGAGGACCAUUAAACUCGCGUCUUCGUCCUCAGCAGCAGCAGCAGCAGCAGCAGCAGCAGGAGAGGCAGCAGCAGCAGCAAAAGAAGGAGAAGUGA
Eimeria mitis is the source of this 279-nucleotide messenger RNA. RefSeq lists its product as uncharacterized. The transcript is spliced from 2 exons. NCBI's taxonomy places the organism in Eukaryota, Apicomplexa, Conoidasida, Eucoccidiorida, Eimeriidae. The record is from RefSeq and is a predicted model, not a curated record. The coding region runs from base 1 to 279 and encodes 92 amino acids.